Molecule: messenger RNA, 1878 nt
Organism: Lactuca saligna
Lineage: Eukaryota; Viridiplantae; Streptophyta; Magnoliopsida; Asterales; Asteraceae
Source: the annotation of a GenBank genome assembly
AUGUUCUCGAGUGACAAGGCACUGAUGCAAUGCUUCUUUACAAAAUCUCAGACGAAUCUUAGCUGGAUUUGGCACAAAAGGCAAUGCAUUGAAGAAUCCAUUCAUGUGAAGUUUGAUGAGGAAUCAAACACUGAUGAAAAGGUCACUCAUUCUUCUUCUAUUUUUCAAGAGCUUCUCUCUUGUCCAUUUGACGAAGUCCCUCCUGCUGGAGAUGAAGCUGGUUCUUCUGAUUCUAUUGUUCCGGUUCCAUGUUCCUUGAAUCAAGAUACUGCAACCAGAUCAGCAGAUAAUUCAUUAGGUGCUGAUGAAAUUCUUGAAGCUGAAGUCUCUCUUGCAACUGAUAACCUGUCAGUGUCAAAUUCUCCGGAAUCAGCAUCAGUCUAUGAACAUCGAUCUCAUCCUGUUGAUCAAAUUAUAGGGAAUAUUCAUGAUGGUGUCCAUACCAGAUCUCCUUCCUGCCGCCUACGAUACGCAAUCAAUGAUGUUCCAUCGGAGUUCUUCCCUGAACAAGUAUGUGAGUUCUACUACACUGCAACUGUCAAUGACGAAAACAAUGCCAUCACCGGGACCAUUGGCCAUGGAAGACACUCUGUCUUUAUCACCGCAGAACUUCUCCGUGCUGCCCUAAGGUUACCUAUCUUUGAACCUUUCUCUGAACCUCCCACUAUUGAAUGGUGUAGACGUAUGUUUGAUCAACUGGGUUAUGAUCACUCAAAGGCCAAUUUGAGUAAUUAUGAGCAACAAGUCGUCUGCUCACUUCUUCUCAACAAAAGACUGGAUUAUGGAGCUCUAUUCUUUGAUCAGCUUGUUCAGCUUCUUCGUGCAAAUGUACGCGCUGAUCAUGUUCCGUUUCCACACUGGAUUGCUCUUGUGUUCGAAAAAUUCUUUGCUGCAGACUACUUCUCGCAUUCUGGAAAUCCCAUCCAAUUCCUUCGCAUGUCUGUUCGCAUGUAUCAAGAUGAUCCUCUGGAUACUGACAUUGGAAUCUCUGAUAGGAUGAGAGAAUGGAUUGCAAAUCCAUACUCUGUUCCUUCUCUCACCGCUGACACUGAUGAAGGAGGUACUGAUGGUAAUCAUGUAGAUCAAGUCGUUCAAGAGGAUGAACCAUAUGAUGGUGGUCAUUUCUCUCGUCAACUUUCUCAUCAUAUGGACUCAGUUGCUAAUGUUCCCUCAGCUCAAAAGGAUUCACUGAGUCAGGGGGAGCAACAAUUUCAGGGGGAGCAACAAUUUCAGGAGGAGCAACUAUCCCAGGGGGAGCAUCCCUCUCUGGGGGAGAAUCCACCUCAUGGGGACCAAUGUUCUCUGGUAAUGCCUCCUAGCUCUCCAGCAGCUCUAGCUACUUCAGUUGUUCAGAUUCCAGCCUCAACAUUUACUGAACUUCUUACACUGACUCGGGACAUGAAUCAACAUCUUCUACGCAUUGAGGCUGAUGUUCACCAGCUAAAGGAAGUUCUCCUGCAAACUCCCCCCCCCCCCAGUCCCCAAUCUAAUGAUGUUCAAAAAGGGGGAGAUACUGAUGAUGAUGCUGAUGCUGAUGAUAAUGCUGACCGUGAACCGAAUGAGAGAGUCACCGAACCUGUUGACAACACUCCUGUUCAGCCUGAAUCAUCAACGCCAAUGCAUGAGUCUGACUUUGCGGGGCACAAUAGUCCAGCAACUACUAAAAAGAUGAUUGAAGAUAGUGAGCAUGAUGAAGAGCAUGAUGAACCAGAUGAUGAAUGUCAAAUACUGGAUAUGCACUUCAUUAAUCCGCUAUCAGUCGAUCCUGGUGCUGAUCCCAUCAUUCCGGUCCAAGGAGAGGAUUCAGACAUUGCCAGUGAAGAAUCUCAUCCGCUAUCUCGAAAGUGUAAGGAGGAUGUGUUUUCAGCGAACUGCUGA